AUGGGACUGUUGACCACCGCAGCCUUCUGUGAUGACAAACGGAAAGAAGUCGAUCUGCUGUGGGAAGACGGCAGUCUUGAACAUGAGUUCUUAAUCCGUCAAGCCACAACUAUUAAUGUAAAUGCAGCCACACAGCUUUUAACUGUUACAUUAGUCGCAAUACAAGACACUAGUGAAAGGUUACGGGAUGCAAUAACCAAGGAAAUUUGUCUGGUGAAACAAGCUGUAGAAUGGGGAGAAGACGGAACUCCCCCACAUCAUUGGGAACAGUUGGUUGCUGUUAGAGGAUCAUUGUGUGAUUUAAAACAUAACUUAACCACUUUGUUUAGUUACAUGGAUUAUGCAGAAAAAUUAGCAACAGUUGCCGCAGAAAUAUCAUAUUUAUCAGGCAAUAUUGCUGCAUCAGAUGCUAUUUGCGAAAGAAUAGAUCAUGCAUGCAGGACGUGCAAUGUGCAGAAACAGCUCACACAUGACCUGCAGCAGGAGAGCUUGGAGCUGCAACAGCAGGCCAUCAUCAACUCCCCUCAACUUCAGGAUAAGCUGAAGGACGAUAUUAAAUCUGAAAGAAAGCUGAAAUAA
Messenger RNA from Arctia plantaginis, 579 nucleotides. The record is from the annotation of a GenBank genome assembly. Lineage: Eukaryota; Metazoa; Arthropoda; Insecta; Lepidoptera; Erebidae.